Histoplasma capsulatum G186AR is the source of this 1281-nucleotide messenger RNA. Its product is annotated as DUF914 domain-containing protein. The coding region runs from base 1 to 1281 and encodes 426 amino acids. The record is from RefSeq and is a predicted model, not a curated record. Gene Ontology annotation, molecular function: transmembrane transporter activity. NCBI's taxonomy places the organism in Eukaryota, Fungi, Ascomycota, Eurotiomycetes, Onygenales, Ajellomycetaceae. Gene Ontology annotation, cellular component: membrane. The transcript has 2 exons. Gene Ontology annotation, biological process: transmembrane transport.
AUGGCUGAGCGUACGGACCCCAUCCACGUCCAAACAAAGGGCGUUGAUUUCAAUCAUGCGAUAUCGGAUGGGGAUAUGGACUUCCGCAGGGAUUCUCGUGGUGUCGAUGCGGAUGGUGGGCAGGAAGGGAGGCCAGGCGGAGACGCAGCUGUAGCCGAUCUUGUAGAUAAAAGCAAGACGGGUUAUUUCGCCUACUUCCAUACGAGAGAGUUCUAUAUCGUGCUUGUACUUGGGCAAAUUCUCGCCCUCUGCAUCACCUCCACAAACACCUUCUCCCAGCUCCUCUCUAACAUCCACACCUCAAUUCCAGCUUUCCAGUCGCUCUUCAACUACGUCCUCCUCAACCUCGUCUUCACCAGCUACACCAUCUACCGCUACGGCCUCAAACGCUGGCUGCGCGUCAUCCAAAAGGACGCCUGGAAGUACAUCAUCCUCGCCUUCUGCGACGUCGAGGGCAAUUACUUCAUCGUCCUCGCCUACAAAUACACAACAAUCCUAAGCGCACAACUCAUCAACUUCUGGGCCAUCGUCGUCGUCGUGAUCAUCUCCUUUCUCUUCCUCCGCGUCCGCUACCACUGGGCCCAGAUCCUGGGCAUCCUCGUCGCCAUCGGCGGCAUGGGUGUGCUUUUCGGCUCCGACCACAUCACCGGCGGCGGCGGGAACGGCGACGGUCCAUCCCGCAGCAACCAGAUCAAGGGCGACCUUUUCGCCCUGGUAGGCGCCAGCUGCUACGGCCUCACGAACGUCGCGGAGGAAUACCUCGUCAGCAAGCGGCCCAUGUAUGAGGUCCUGGGCCAGCUGGGGCUGUACGGGAUGUUCAUCAUUGGCGUGCAAGCUGCCAUCUUCGACCGGGAGUCCUUCGCCGGCGCGACGUGGAAUGGCAAGGUCGGCGGGUAUCUGACGGGCUACACGCUCUGUCUGUUCAUCUUCUACUCGCUGGCGCCGAUAUUGUUCCGGCUGGCCUCGGCGGCGUUUUUCAAUAUCAGCCUGCUCACGGCGAACUUUUGGGGCGUGAUUAUCGGGAUCAAUGUGUUCAAGUAUUCGGUGCAUUGGAUGUAUCCGAUUGCGUUUGUGUGCAUCAUGCUGGGGCAGGGGAUUUACUAUUUGGGUAGGCAGGUGUUGGGCGAGGCGAGGAAGCCGUGGCUGGGUGCUAAUCAGGAGAAAGGCGUUAGUGGGGUUGGGACGGCGAAGAAAAAGAUUUCUUCUUCUGCUGCUGCUGCUGCUGGGCAUGGAGCUGAUGAGGCGGUGCGAGUUGGGAAUGGGAGUGAUAAUUCCGUUUGA